This is a messenger RNA of Vicia villosa (hairy vetch), 871 nucleotides long. Its product is annotated as extensin-like. Lineage: Eukaryota; Viridiplantae; Streptophyta; Magnoliopsida; Fabales; Fabaceae. The transcript has a single exon. The record is from RefSeq and is a predicted model, not a curated record. Bases 103 to 771 code for a protein of 222 amino acids.
CACAUAAUAAUUUCAAUCUAUAUAAUCACCAAACCAAACCUUAUCACUUUCUAUCUCACAAUUCACCUUGCCACAACAAGAACCUAGGACACUUUAGCUCAAAUGGCACAUAACAAGAACCUAGGAUACAUCAAAAAAGUUGUAUUCAUGUUACUAGUUUUGUUUGUGACACUAACAUUAGAGAUUGAGUUCCAAGUUGAAGAAGAGCCUUCAAGUGGUUUAUUAUGCAUUAGUGAAUGUGUUACAUGUCCUACAAUAUGUUCACCACCACCUCCUAAACUUGUUCCAUCAAAUUCAAAUCAUCCUCCACUUUCACCCCCAACACAAAAUCCUCCACCCCCUCCUUUAUUAACAAAUGCACCCCCUUUUCCACUAAUUACACCCCACCCUCCAUCUUCUCCAUUACUUACACAAACCCCUCCACCUCCUCCAUUAUUAACAUCAUAUUCACCUCCUCCUUCUCCACCUCUAAAAUCAUAUCCUCCACCAACACUAAGUCUUCCACCACCAUUGCUGACAGAGUCACCGCCGUCUCCACCAACUCCUUCAACACAAUCUUCUCUACCGCCUCCGCCGCCUUUGAAAUCCUCGCCUUCUUCGGGUUCGUCGGGAUCAGCACAACCACAGCCUACAGUUAUUGGUGGAUCACCACAUAACUAUCCAUAUCCAUACUACUAUUAUUAUGCUUCAAGUGCAUCUCAUUUUUCUAAUAAUGUUGUGCCUUUUUUUGUUGUACUUUUGUUUCUUCAUAAGAUAUUCUUUGCUUGUUAAGUGAUAACAAGUAGUUGAAAAAUAAACUUGUAUGUAUAAUGUACAGAUUUUUUAGAAACAUAGAAUUAUGUCGGGGGGAAAUAAUAUACAAUGUCAUAUA